Molecule: messenger RNA, 159 nt
Organism: Entrophospora candida
Lineage: Eukaryota; Fungi; Glomeromycota; Glomeromycetes; Entrophosporales; Entrophosporaceae
Source: the annotation of a GenBank genome assembly
UAUAUUCCUUCAUAUGAAUUUAUCCAAGUAGUGACACAAGGAGAAUCUAGGCUAUUGGAAAAAUUUUCUGAGAAACAGCAGCAAUGGAUUGAUUAUAUAGUAUUGGUAUUAGGAAAAAGAAAUGUUAGCAAUGAAGAAUUUAAUAACCCUGAUAUUGCA